CUUAAGCCACUCGAGUUGAUCUUUGAACUUGCAUUCGCAUUAACACAUCAGUCUCCAAUUGGUUCAUUAAAAGCGAGAUCUUGUUAUGUCGCGGUUGCGUGAGUUGUUUUCUGUUGUCAUAGGUAGAAAUUAAUCGAGGAAUUCCAGAUAUUUCUAGAGUACAUAUUAUCCCCUUACUGUUUCGUCUUUGUUCUAUAUUUAGACACAGUUUUGUGGCUAUUUUUGUCAAACCCCAUUAGUCAUUGGGGAAUCCUGACUAAGUCAAUUUGGCAACGUUUUACAUUUCAAUUGAUGAAGAGUCUAGGAAGCACACAGACACACACAACUAUUUUCCUCAGUUGAAGCGCGGUUAAGAUAAAAACACGUUAGCAGGAGGAUUUUCUUUGAUGGAGUUAUUGCACCCUCUCCAAGGUGAUAUGUCGCUUGGAAGUGUGUACUGUCCGCCAGCUCUCUUAGUUCAUCAGGUGCGUUUAAGCAAUGUCACUUACGAGGUCCCAGAAAGAUACAAACCCAUCAAGCUGAUUGGUUCAGGUGCCUAUGGACAAGUCUGUUCUGCUGUGGACACACAGAGAAAUACCAAAGUGGCCAUCAAAAAAUUGGCCCGCCCAUUCCAGUCUGCCAUCCACGCCAAGAGGACGUACCGGGAGCUGCGGAUGUUAAAGCACAUGAACCAUGAAAAUAUAAUUGGACUUUUGGAUGUGUUCACAGCUACCACAACUUUUGAUGAGUUUAAUGAUGUAUAUUUGGUUUCGCCUUUGAUGGGUGCGGAUUUGAAUAACAUUAUUAAGACACAAACCCUCAGUGACGAUCACGUGCAGUUCCUAGUUUAUCAAAUCCUGCGUGGCCUCAAGUACAUACAUUCAGCAGGCAUCAUACAUCGGGACCUCAAACCUAGCAAUAUAGCUGUGAAUGAAGACUGUGAAUUAAAGAUCCUGGACUUUGGCCUGGCCAGACACACCGAGGAUUCCAUGACCGGUUAUGUGGCCACCAGGUGGUACCGAGCUCCAGAAAUCGUCCUCAAUUGGAUGCACUACAGUCAAACAGUGGAUAUCUGGUCAGUGGGAUGCAUAAUGGCGGAGAUGUUGGCAGGGAAACCCUUAUUUCCAGGAACAGAUCAUAUAGACCAGCUGACCCGUGUAUUGUCGUUGGUUGGAACCCCUAACCAGACACUUCUAGACAAAAUCAACAGUCCAGAGGCUAGGAACUAUGUGGCUUCCAUGCCAAAGUGGCCAAAGAAGGACUUCAGAGAAGUGUUCCUUGGGGCAAAUCCAAAUGCAAUAAACUUAAUGGAACAAAUGUUGGAUUUGGAUGCUGACACUCGAAUCACUGCCACAGAAGCCCUGGCUCAUCCGUAUCUGUCGCAGUAUGCCGAUCCGACGGAUGAACCCACUGCUGAGCCGUACGAUCAGUCGUUUGAAGACAUGGAACUCACUAUACCAGAAUGGAAAGUGAAAGUGUAUGAAGAAGUGGUGAAUUACAAGCCACAGUGAUGCCCCCUGUUCGCUCUCUGACUCAUCAAUCGUUUCAAUGGAUCUCUCUUUACAAAAGACUUCCCUGUUCAAGUUCCCUGCCCCCUCAGGAUGUUGGGGUUUGGGAUAUAACAAAGGAACCAGCCUCUUCAAUAAACAAUAUCAAUUUUGGAUGCAAUUUUUUUUUUUUUGGAAAAAUUUUUUGAAUGUGGUUGUAAGAUUUGUUUAAAAACUAAUCAAAUGAUGCUUACCCUGCAAAAAGGGUAUUAUGAACUUUAAAUCAUAGAAUUGAUGUGGUUUUUUUUUUAAAUCAAGGAAACAGUCUUUUGAUGUAAAGACUAAGACUUGUUGUUCUUCUGAAGUCUGUUUCAUUAGCUGUUUCCAUAUUUGCAAAUUACCGGGGUAUGCAAACUGACUUAUCAUUGUUAUAAAAAUGUCUUUUUUUUUAAAGGAGAAGUUUGACUUCAUGAUUGCUUAGCAAGUGAAAAGCUCUGAUUUAGUGCACAUUUUGAGAGAGACCUGUCUUUAUUUUACCACUACAUGUUCUACAUAUCUAGUUUCAAAACUCUAUAUACCUCAUUCAGAAAAACAAAUCUAGUAAUUUUUUCCCACUGUAAAUCUGUUAAUUUUUGUUUUUGUUGGGGGAGGGGGAGUUUAUGGAAAGUUUGAUUAUGAACAUUUUUUUUGGAUAAGAUUUGUGUCCGAUAUUUUGUGAUUUGUGUGAACAAUUUUUGAUUUCAGUGAGUUUUUUAAGCAGUUGUCAUUCAAAAUAAAGAUAAAAGAAAGUAAAAUAAGAUGUAUUUUAAGAAACUCAUAUAAUUGAAUGUCAUGUAUUUCCUAGAAUAAAACUUUUUUAUUUAAAUAAUAAUAAGCAUAAUGAUCACCAUUCAAGUCAAACAUCACUGUCAUUGUAGUAGCAUUAUAGUAUUAAAACAAAAUCUGGGCAUCAAAGAUUAAGAUGACAAAAAAAAAAUACCAUGAAAAAUCGGAAGUCUUGCAUACUUUUGAUUGUGAAACUGAGACCAAGCUAGCCACAUUUUGUACAUGUGACAUAAAGGCUUCAAGUACAUGUGUACCGAUGGGUGUCCGGCUGAAGAAAAGUGUUUAUUGCCGAAUUGUUGAUUGAUGUAUAGUGCGGAAUUGUAUCGCCUAUAGAAAGAGAACUGUUGUUACUAUUCCAGUGUUUCCUCUUAUUUGUUACAAGUGGUUGCUAUUAAAUGUCUUGUUACCCAAUUUAAUGAAAUUUUCUGUUGAUUUUUGAUAGAUUUUUAGAAAAAAACACACAAUCUUUAUAAUGUCAUUCUAUUAUUAUAUAGUUGAAUUGUACAUACAGUGUAUAUUAUAUAUAUUUUUUCAUGCUUUAACAUCUUUUUGUUUUAUAGAUGUCAGUACUUAUACUAAAUUAUAAAGGAACUUGUGCUAUUCAUCAUCGUAGAUAUCAUGUGACAUGCUGUAAUCGAGUCACGUGACAGUUUAGAUAUUUUAAAGAAUUACGCCAUUUGACAGUUGUCUGACAUCAUAGAUAUUCUGACAUUAUGUCCAAUUUUUUUUUCAAGAUUUUUAGCACUUCAACAUCAUGAAGUUGAAGAUUAUAUUGUUGUGAACGCAUUUAAGAGGUCAUUUGUUCACUGUUCUAUCAGUAUAUUAUGUUCGGCAAAGCACAAAUAAAUCUUUUCUUUUUUCA
Messenger RNA from Magallana angulata, 3153 nucleotides. Its product is annotated as mitogen-activated protein kinase 14A-like. Gene Ontology annotation, cellular component: cytoplasm; nucleus. The transcript is spliced from 12 exons. NCBI's taxonomy places the organism in Eukaryota, Metazoa, Mollusca, Bivalvia, Ostreida, Ostreidae. Gene Ontology annotation, molecular function: ATP binding; MAP kinase activity. Bases 387 to 1490 code for a protein of 367 amino acids. Gene Ontology annotation, biological process: intracellular signal transduction; protein phosphorylation. The record is from RefSeq and is a predicted model, not a curated record.